Molecule: messenger RNA, 1299 nt
Organism: Acanthopagrus latus (yellowfin seabream)
Lineage: Eukaryota; Metazoa; Chordata; Actinopteri; Spariformes; Sparidae
Gene: txnl1
Product: thioredoxin-like 1
Exons: 8
Coding region: 179-1048 (289 amino acids)
Source: RefSeq, a predicted model, not a curated record
CCACAUCCUGAAACAGCUCAUUGUCACUAUAGUGUGGGUCAGAAACGAGUGUGCUAGGUAGCUAACAUACCGACAGAAAGCUAAAAACACAACACUUUUAUAUUUGUUGGUUGUCCAGUUUCCUGUGCUGAACAAACCGCCAGGAUAUCCAGCUCGCACCACAGCCGCUAACUGUACCAUGGUCGGUGUUAAAGUUAUCGCGAGCGACCCGGACUUCCAGCCGGAGCUGGCGGCCGCCGGCUCUAGGCUCGCCGUGGUGAAGUUCACAAUGGCUGGGUGUCAGCCCUGUAUCAGAAUAGCUCCAGCAUUCAACAUGUUGAGUAGCAAGUACCCACAUGUCGUCUUCCUUGAAGUAGACGUUCACGUCUGUCAGGCAACGGCUGCAGCCAACAACAUCUCAGCCACACCGACGUUCUUGUUCUUUAGGAACCGGGUUCGGGUGGAUCAGUAUCAGGGGGCAGACGCUGCAGGUCUGGAGGAGAAGAUCAAACAGCACACAGAGAACGACCCAGGAAACAGCGAGGACUCUGACAUUCCAAAGGGAUACAUGGACCUCAUGCCUUUUGUCAACAAAGCCGGCUGUGAGUGCCUCAACGAGAGCGACGACUGUGGCUUCGACAACUGCUUAAUCAAAGACUCCUCCUAUCUGGAGUCUGACUGUGAUGAACAGUUGCUGAUAACUAUCGCAUUCAACCAGCCCGUGAAGCUCUUCUCUAUGAAGAUACAGUCCUCAGAAUUUGCCCAAGCCCCUAAGGCGGUGAAGGUGUUCAUCAAUCUCCCUCGGUCAAUGGGUUUUGACGACGCUGAGCGGAGUGAAGCCACUCAGGCUAUGGACCUGUCGGAGGAGGACUACAAAGACGACGGUUUGAUUCCUCUGCGCUACGUAAAGUUUCAGAACGUACAAAGUGUUACGUUGUUUGUCAAGUCGAACCAAGGAGAUGAGGAGACAACAAAAAUCAACUACCUGACGUUUAUAGGCACUCCAGUACAGGCCACCAACAUGAACGACUUCAAAAGGGUUGUGGGAAAGAAAGGAGAGAGUCACUGAGCAGUAGAAGCAAGGGGAGGAUGGGAAGAAGAGGAAGUGGAGGCUGCACAUACAUCCAAGGACUUUCCCCUCUGCCAAAGCUGCCACACACUCUGUUGUCGCAUACACACAUACAGACACACACAGCCUCCAGCUGACCUCCUCGAGCUCUGAAUGAAUUCUCCAUCUGUGGAGAGUCGGUCUAUAAAUUGUUUGUAUUGUAAUUCUAAUGAAAACCGCUGUAAAUAAAACACAAUCCUUUUUCAAAGGCA